Molecule: messenger RNA, 1689 nt
Organism: Morchella sextelata
Lineage: Eukaryota; Fungi; Ascomycota; Pezizomycetes; Pezizales; Morchellaceae
Exons: 1
Coding region: 1-1689 (562 amino acids)
Source: RefSeq, a predicted model, not a curated record
AUGGCCGACCAACAGCUUCCAAUCAUGGCGCCCCACGCACCUGCCCUGUCUGAUAACGUCAGUCUCCCACCACACACUCCGAACUUCCCCUCUUCGCCUGAUACUCCGCCAUCAUCAAAAGAAGAAGAGCACCAGGAAACGCUCUCCAAUUCUCCCCCCAAAGAUUCCACCCCGCCUGAUAUCCCAACCUCGGACACACCCUCAAAUCUCUCUUUGUUGGCGCCGUCACAGGAUCACCCCAGCGACACUGAAACGGAGAAUUUACCUGGGGACAAUAUAACGGCCUCGGCAUCAGCACAGGGCAACGGUGACCAGGAUUCGGCGUGUACUGAAGCGCCUCCGACCGAUAAAGAGGCUUCUCCGAAAAAGCUAUCUACGACCCCACAGCCGGCACCACUCCAGAAGGUUCCCUCAGCUACAAAACACACUCGGACAGAUUCCUCAGCAAUGGGAUUUACAGGCGACAAAGUGCAAGACAAGAAGGUUGGCGCGGUUGCGUUGUUCUCGUCGUUGUUUGCGGCGAAGGGAGCUGCUGAGCUCGACCACCCCGUCGCGGCAGCUGCGCCGGUUACACAGGCCUCUACUGCCGCGGCAAGGCAAAGAUCAGGCUCCACGCUGACGGUGCAGAACUCCAAGAAUGGAAACAAGGGUUUCUUCAAUUCGAUCGGCAGCUCGUUUGGGCAUGCCAUCCAGAAAAACGCCUCGGCGGGCAGCUCGCCGCCAGAGUCGCCAACGCGAUCUUCGCGCUCGAUGCGUGAUUAUUCGCCAGAGAUUGGGCCGACUAUGUUGAUCGAUGAGUUUGCGGGGAUCCCGUUCCGUAAUCUGUUGAACUCGUUUGUUCAGGAGCCGGAAGGAACCGCGGAGACUCCGGAGGAGGCUCAGAAACGUACACCUGAAGCGCGUCUUGAGGAGCUUGCUAUUACCGCGGGUGAUCUUUUGGAGCGUGUCUAUGAGGCCUACAAGUCCAGGACCCAGGCCCUCGGUGAUAUGCACAAUGAACAGGAGGUUACGAAGGAGGUCAUGGAGGAGUCACGAAUUAAGCUAUCGGAGUACAAGAUGCAGCUUGGACGUCUUGCUACCGAGGAAAGCAUACUACGAGAGGCGCAGGAUGUGAAGCUUGCAGAAGGAGAGAAGCGGAUCAAAGAGCUGGAGAGAGAGCUACAGAGGGAAAGGGCGAAGCGGGAAGAGCUGGAAGGGGAGCUUGAGAGACGGACGACAUUGAGGGUAAAUAAGAGGACCUCCGCAGCCAGUGACAGUGGAUUCGAGAGUGACACUGAGAGCAUGUUCUCUCGGGCCAGCCAGGUCGUUAGUCCCAUAGACAGCUUCAUGGAUGGCGGUGUCGACGACCGGAGCCUCACUAUUUCAACAAGCACCAAGUGUGAGCACUGCACUCGCACCCUCACUCCAUCGAGCGCCUCGAUCAGAAACCCGACGCCACUAUCGCAGGCAUGGAGCGCUGGAUCGGACGGGACGGCCACGCCCACACAGACCCCCGUCACCAGCCCAGUCACAACCACUAAAUGGGGAUUCGCGUCGCUCACACGCCGCGGCACCGGCGGCUGGAUUGGCAACAACGAUACCGACGUUCGUGCCGAAAACCGCAUGCUGAGAGCGCGAGUUGGAGAGCUAGAAGCCGUGGUGAACGAUGUAUUGGAAGUUGUUGCUGGAAGAGAACGCAUCAACGUAUAA